This is a messenger RNA of Vitrella brassicaformis, 1454 nucleotides long. Lineage: Eukaryota; Vitrellaceae. The record is from the annotation of a GenBank genome assembly.
CGUCUGCACACUGAAUGAAUCAUAACACGCACCCCAAGUCUGUGUCGACACAUCACUCUCCCCAACUCAGCCGCCCCUCCCUCUCACUUUAACACGCCAUCAGCUAACGAGAAAGGUCCCUGGCUGAACCCUCCACACACUACAGACGCGUGUCGGGCAGCGGCGCGCGGUCAGACACGCGCACCGCUGCCGGACACGGCCUCUCACACGCGGAAGCGGCGCUUGGCCGCCUCCUCGCUCCUCUCCUCUAACUCCUGCCGCCUCGCCCUCGCCUCGUCCUGAUGCUGCUGCUGCCGCUUUGACAGCUUCGUUGCUGCCGCGGGGACCGUGACGGUCGGCUUGUUGUUGGCGGCUGAGGGGUCCUCCUCGGUGCGGCGGGCAGUGGCGGUGUCGUCCAUCGUGUUGGCGCCUCCCGAGCUGCACACAGUGGCGCUCUCGCCCCUCUCGGUGUCCUUUUUGGUGGCCUCGGUGCCUCCACUGGUGCUGGCGGUAACGGCGCUAUUGCUGGUGGGGGCGUCUUUGGUGGUCUCGGUGGCGCCCGUGGAGGGCUUGAAGUUGUUUGCCUUGGUGGGAGGUGGCUGGCUGGGAGCCGGGGUGGGCUCCUCCUCGGUGGGGCGGACAGUGGGGGUGUCGUCCUUGCUGUUGGCGCCUUUCGUGUUGGCCUGAGUGCUCUUGUCGAAGUUUCGUUUGGCCUCCUCCGCUGCCGCCCUGGCCGCCAGCCGGGCCUCCUUCAGGCACGCACCCUCAUCCACCUGCUCGCCGGCAGCCCUCCUCGCCCGCAUCUCGCGCACCUUGGCCAGGUGCGCCUUCUCGGCGGCUACUGAUGCGGCGGCGCCACGCCUUGCCUCGUCCCUCUGCACAAUUAAGUAAUCAGAUGUGCACGGCGGUCACUGUCUGUCUCAUUCGUCAGUUGGUCAAUCACUUACAUGCCCGCGAAGCCUUUCUACCACCACCGCCCAUUCCUCGGGCGUGAAGGAAAAAUUCUGGCGACCCUGACGAUGACAGACAGACAGACACCAACAGAGUGAGAUAGACAUCUGCCACACGAGCACAUGCAGUGAGUUCUUUCGCGGCUCGGCUGCUUACCCCUCCCACACUGCCGCUAAUGAGGUGCGCGCAGGCCACCUCAUAGGCCUCAUACAGCUCCCGGAAUGCCGCCGCAGAGCCACCCUUAUCGGGGUGGCACUUCUGCACACACAGCAGUGCAAAAGUGCGUCGAAUGGCCUCUGCCAUCAACAGGACCUUCCUCACUCACCAGUGGACUUACCAGGCAGCGCUCGCGGUAGUGUGCUUUGAUGUCGGCGAGGGUGGCGGAUGGCCCGAGGCCCAGCACAGAGAGGGCAUCGGUGUGAGAAAGCCCCGGCAUGCCGGCUCGCUACGCCAAAACAAUGAACCAGUUGACCACUCCUCCCGGUGCGCCAUCAGCUCGUCGUGCGCCAGCGUCGUGCUUCCAC